AUGCUCGUGAUUCUUUCUAUGCAGACCUGGAACCCAGGAGUGGCGGGAUACACUCGCAAGUGCGAUGCUCCACUGACUCCUGCCUUGCCCCGGGCAUCCUUCAGCAGCAGCUCAGCUCUGUCCAGCAGCCACGGCCCUGGAUUUGCUAGUCUACAUAGGAGAGAUGGAGCUGGUGGCUGGACUCCCCUUGUAUCAGAUCAACACCAGUGGCUGCAGAUUGAUCUUGGAGAGAGAAUGAAAGUUACAGCUGUGGCCACCCAGGGAGGAUAUGGGAGCUCCAACUGGGUGACCAGCUACCUCCUGAUGUCCAGUGACAGCGGGAGGAACUGGAAGCAAUAUCGACAAGAAGAAAGCAUCUGGGGAUUCCCAGGAAACACCAAUGCAGACAGUGUGGUGCACUGUAGUCUCCAGCUGCCUUUUGAAACCAGGUUCCUGCGCUUCCUCCCUUUGGCCUGGAACCCCAAGGGGAGGAUUGGGAUGCGUGUUGAAGUGUAUGGAUGUGCAUAUCGCUCAGAAAUGGUUCAUUUUGAUGGAAAAAGUUCUUUGCUGUACACCUUUAUUCAGAAAUCCACAAAUCCAACAAAGGAAGUCAUUUCUCUGAAUUUUAACUCCAGGAAGAGUGAUGGGAUUUUAUUUCAUAGGCAAGGACGAAAUGGCAAGAAUUUUACCUUGGAACUAGCUCAAGGAAAACUGGUCCUGUCCCUUAAUUCAGGUGAGGCUAACAUGUCCUCCCUUGAUGUGCCAGCAGCCCUCAGCCUGGGCAGCCUGAUGGAUGACCAGCACUGGCAUUCCAUUCUCCUGGAGCUGCACAGCACACAUGGAAGCCUCACUGUGGACAAGCACACUCAACUCUUCGAGGCACAGCCAGGAUCCAGCUAUCUGGAUCCUGGUUAUAAGAUCAGCUUUGGAGGGAUUCCUGGACAUGGAAAAUCGUCCACAUUCCCACACAAAAACUUUGAUGGGUGUUUUGAAAAUCUCUUCUAUAAUGGAGUAGAUAUCACUGACCUGGCCAAGAAAUACAAAUCACAGAUUCUCUUCAUGGGAAAUGUGUCAUUCUCCUGUUCACAACCUCAAACUGUCCCUAUGACUUUUCUGAGCUCCAGAAGUUACCUGGCUCUGCCCCACACCAACGGAGAGGACAUCGUGGCCAUAGCUUUCCAAUUUCGGACAUGGAACAGAGCAGGGCUGUUGCUGACAAGUCAGCUAUCUCAUAGGUCAGGGAAUCUCGUCCUCUUUCUUGGUGAUGGGAAACUCAAGCUGAGCCUCUCCUCACGUGGACAUCCAGUGAAAACCAUCAUCGCAGGUGAUGGAUUAAAUGAUGGUCAGUGGCAUUCAGUGUCCUUAUCCUCUAAAGGGAAUCAUGUGAACAUGAAGGUGGACAGCAAUGCAGCCUCUGCUGCUCACACCCUUUCUGGAUGGAUGGGCCCCAGUGAUUCUUAUUACUUUGGAGCCUGUCCAGAAAACAUCUGUGGCUCUGGAUGUGGGAGCUGUCUGGAAGGGUUCCAGGGCUGCCUAAGACUCAUCUCUAUUGGUGAAAAAGUGGUGGAUCCCAUCUCUGUACAGGAAGGAGUGCUGGGGAGUUUCAAUGACCUCCAGAUUGAUUCUUGUGGCAUUAUAGACAGGUGUUUCCCCAGCUAUUGUGAACAUGGGGGUAAAUGUUCCCAGACGUGGGCUGCCUUCUCCUGUGACUGCACCGAUACUGGCUACACAGGAGCUACCUGCCAUUCCUCUAUAUAUGAGCAGUCUUGUGAAGCCCAUAAGUACCAGGGCAAAGACUCUUCAGGACUCUACUACAUCGAUUCAGAUGGAAGUGGACCACUGGGACCAGCUCUGGUGUACUGCAACAUGACAGAUACUGUGUGGACCUCAGCACAGCACAAUGGUUCCCGUCUGGUCAGAGUCAAAGGCUUGCAGGAAGAUCACCCACAGCCAGUGAUGUUCAAGUACAGGGCCAGCAUGGACCAGCUGCAGGCCAUAGUCAACCAUGCAGAUCACUGCCACCAGGAGAUGACUUUCCACUGCAAGAAGCCCAGGCUCUCAGAGCACCAUGGUGGAUCCCCAGUGACUUGGUGGGUUGGAACCAAUGAGACACAUACGCUCAGUGCUCAAAACUGCACUUGUGGAUUAGAGGGCAACUGCAUUGACCCCCAGUAUCACUGCAACUGUGAUGCCGAUCAGAAUGAAUGGACCAGUGACACAGUAGUUCUUUCCCAUAAGGAACACCUACCGGUCACUCAGAUUGUGAUGACAGACACAGACAGACCACACUAUGAAGCAGCUUAUUCCUUGGGGCCUCUGCUCUGCCAAGGGGACAAUUCAUUUUGGAAUUCAGCCUCCUUCAAUACUGAGAUUUCAUAUCUUCAUUUUCCUACCUUCCGUGGGGAGCUCAGUGCUGAUCUGUCCUUCUUUUUUAAGACAACAGCUUCCUCAGGGGUGCUUGUAGAGAACCUGGGGAUCACAGACUUCAUCAGGCUGGAGCUGCAUGCUCCUGAGGAAGUAGUCUUUUCCUUUGAUGUGGGGAAUGGACCUUGUGAACUCACCGUGCAGUCACCCACUCCCCUUAAUGACAACCGAUGGCACCAUGUGAGGGCCGAGAGAAAUGUGAAAGAAGCCACACUCCGAGUGGACCAGCUCCCUCAGAAGAUGCAGCCUGCCCCAGCAGACGGACCUGUCCGCUUGCAGCUCAGCAGCCAGCUCUUCGUGGGGGGAACUGCCAGCAGGCAGAGGGGUUUCCUGGGCUGUAUCCGGGGCCUGCGGCUGAACGGGGUGGCCCUGAACCUGGAAGAAAGAGCCACCGUGACGCCAGGAGUGGAGCCGGGGUGCGCAGGUCACUGCAGCAGCUAUGGCUAUCUGUGCCAUAAUGGGGGAAGAUGCCUAGAAAAACACGCAGGGAUCCAGUGUGACUGUGCCUCCUCUGCCUUCGAAGGACCCUUCUGCUCGCAAGAGGUUUCUGCAUACUUUGGAGCCAGUUCAUCAGUGAUCUACAAUUUUCAAGAACAUGACAAUAACACCUUCAGUAACAGCUCCAGAUCCUUAGCAGAAUCAUCUCAUGAAGAGCUCAAGCUGACCAGAGAAAUAGCCACGCUGAGCUUCCGAACCACAGGGGCGCCCAGUUUACUGCUCUAUGUGAGCUCUUUCUUUGAGGAACACCUUACAGUUGUCCUCACUCCUGAUGGAAGUUUGCAGGUAAGGUACAAGCUGGAUAGACACAAAGAGGCUGAUGUGUUGGACUUUGAUUUUAAAAAUCUGGCUGAUGGGCACCUUCACCACUUGAAGAUUCACAGAGCAGCAUCUGUGAUCUUUGUAGAGGUUGACAAGUAUGCAAGGAAACAAGCCAUCCUGUCAUCAGGGACAGAAUUCAGUGCUGUCAGAUGCCUUGCGUUGGGGACAAUUUCAGAGCUCCCAGGAGUGGACACAGACACACAGCUGGCAGCAACACGUGGCUUCACUGGCUGCCUCUCAGCUGUGAGCUUUGGUGGUGCUACUCCACUGAAGGCAGCUCUGCACCCAGGAGGAGCUGCCCAAGUCACCAUCCUUGGCUCAGUCAUUGCUGCCACCAGCUGCAUGGAGGGAUCAAGACCUGGCUCCUCAGCGUGGGAACUUAUGCCCAGCUUCACAGAGGGUGCAGGUUCUGGCUCAAGCAAUGAGGGAGAACCCUUAGUUAAUGCAAAUAGGGAUUCUUCUGCCAUCGGAGGUGGGACAGCAGCCGUGGUAUUUAUCUUGGUUUGCCUUACUGCAAUAGCUGUACACAUUUAUCAACAAAGAUGGCUGUACCCCAAGAACAAAGCAGAUAUUGAAAAAGCUGGAGCUGAGGCUGAAAUCUCUCUGACUAAGUGA
This is a messenger RNA of Dipodomys spectabilis (banner-tailed kangaroo rat), 3837 nucleotides long. RefSeq names its product contactin-associated protein-like 3. The record is from RefSeq and is a predicted model, not a curated record. NCBI's taxonomy places the organism in Eukaryota, Metazoa, Chordata, Mammalia, Rodentia, Heteromyidae.